AUGUCUGCAGAGAAUAAAUCGGCACUAACUCUGCUCUCUUUUUUGCUUCCUUUUUUACUUUUUCUUACCGUUUUGAACGAACUUCGAGAUUUACAAAAGAGUCUUCGAGAAAACCUACGCAACUCCACUUUUGCUAAUGGAUACGGCGAUUUAUCAUCAACCAGUUUCGCUGAGAGUCCGUUGAGCAGUGGACUGAAAGCGUUAGGCGAUGCGAUUCAAUUAGUCGAAUCAACACUUGUCCUUCAUCCAAAUAAGUUAAGCGAAAUUCGAGCGGAACAAAUAGGAAAAUGCUCGAAACUUCUAUGUUGUUCGUACGAUAGUAAAGAGGAGCCAGCAAAUGUCUCCACCACCUCCUUCUACCAACGCAUAUCCACCCCGAGAUCUAAGGAUACCUUGGAUGUUGGCUCGCUCGAUUUCCUCCUCACCCUGAUUCCCAAUAAACCUCCUCAUAGCGAAUUAUUGCAAUUAGUUGAGAGUAUGUCACCUAUGGACUCGCCUGAACAGCGAUUAGACUCUUUCCUGAAGGCAGCCGCUAUAAUCACGACGAUAUUAUACGAGUGA
Molecule: messenger RNA, 561 nt
Organism: Cylicostephanus goldi
Lineage: Eukaryota; Metazoa; Nematoda; Chromadorea; Rhabditida; Strongylidae
Source: the annotation of a GenBank genome assembly